AUGGCCUCGAAUCUCUUCGCCUCCGGUCUUUCCAAGGUUGCCCACGGCACCGAGGGAAAAAAGGUUGCCGACCUGGCAACAGACACGAAGAACUACCAAGACUCGAACAACAGAGAAACUUCGGACUGGGGCGUUAAGAAAACCAACACCGAUGACUGGCUAAAGGUUGCCAGCGACGGCAAGACCGGUCCCAUGCUGCUCGAGGACCACUUUGCCCGUGAGAAGAUCAUGCGUUUCGACCACGAGCGCAUUCCCGAGCGUGUUGUCCAUGCCAGAGGCAGUGCUGCUUUCGGAAAGUUUACCCUCUUUGAGAGUGCUUCGGACGUCACCAAUGCCGCUGUCCUGACCGACACUUCAAGAGAAACCCCUCUCUUUCUGAGAUUCUCCACCGUCCUAGGUAGCCGUGGCAGUGCCGACACUGUCCGCGAUGUUCGCGGCUUCGCCGUUAAGUUCUACACCGAGGAGGGCAACUGGGACGUCGUUGGCAACAACAUCCCAGUCUUUUUCAUCCAAGAUGCCAUCAAGUUCCCCGAUGUCAUUCACGCUGGAAAGCCCGAGCCUCACAACGAGGUUCCCCAGGCUCAGUCUGCCCACAACAACUUUUGGGAUUUCCAGUAUCUGCACACCGAGGCCACGCACAUGUUCAUGUGGACCCAGUCCGACCGUGCUAUUCCCCGUUCCUACCGCAUGAUGCAGGGGUUCGGUGUCAACACUUACACCCUGACCAACGACAAGGGUGAGCGGCAUUUUGUCAAGUUCCAUUUCACUCCCGAGCUUGGUGUCCACUCGUUUGUGUGGGACGAGGCCCUCAAGAUUGCUGGUCAGGACCCUGACUUCCACCGCAAGGACCUCAUGGAGGCGAUUGAUAUGGGUGUCUACCCUAAAUGGAAGUUCGGCAUCCAAGUUAUCCCCGAAGCCGACGAGGACAAAUUCGAGUUUGACAUUUUGGAUGCCACUAAGAUCUGGCCUGAAGAGCUGGUGCCUAUUCGUUACAUUGGUGAGCUUGAGCUCAACCGCAACGUCGAUGAGUUCUUCACGCAGACCGAGCAGGUGGCAUUCUGCACCUCCCACGUCGUCCCCGGUAUUGGCUUCUCCGACGACCCCUUGCUUCAGGGUCGUAACUUCUCCUACUUUGACACCCAGCUCUCCCGUCUCGGUAUCAAUUGGCAAGAGUUACCCAUCAACCGGCCCGUCUGUCCCGUUAUGAACCAGAACCGCGACGGCGCCAUGCGUCAUGGCAUCCACAAGGGGACUGUCAACUACUGGCCGAACAGAUACGGCGCCUGCCCUCCUGCCACGGCCUCGGAGGGAGGCUAUGUCGAGUACCCGGAGAAGCUGAUCGGUAUCAAGUCGCGCCUGCGGAGCAAGAAGUUCCAAGAGCACUUCAACCAAGCACAGCUGUUCUACAACUCUCUUUCUGAGCCCGAGAAAACCCAUGUUGCAGCUGCUCUGUCCUUUGAGCUCGACCACUGCGAUGACCCUGUGGUAUACGAGCGUAUGAGCCAGCGCCUGGCUGAGAUUGACCUCUCACUGGCACAAACGGUUGCCGAGAUGGUUGGCGGCCAAAUCCCGCAGGACACACCGCGUCCCAAUCACGGCAAGAAAGCCAAGGGUCUUAGCCAAAUGGAGUAUCUUCCCAAGGAGCCUACCAUUGCUUCUCGCCGUGUGGCUAUCCUUAUCGCCGACGGCUUCGAUCCUGCAGCCUAUGCCGGUGUCAAGGCCGCCCUGACGGCAGCGAAAGCCUUCCCGUUCACCAUCAGCACUCGCCGCUCUCCCAUCUUCGCCGCCGGCGAGGACCGUAAGACUGGGCAGGGUGUCAAGCCCGACCACCAUCUCGAGGGCAUGCGCUCUACCAUGUUCGACUCUAUCUUCAUCCCUGGCGGUGCUGACUCCAUUGCGACCCUCCGCAAAAGCGGUCGUGCUUUGCACUGGAUCCGCGAGGCCUUUGGCCAUCUUAAAGCCAUCGGCGCUGUUGGUGAGGCGGCCGCCUUCGUCAAAGACGCCCUUACCCUGCCCGAGGUCGAAGUCUCCGUGUCUGGGGAAAUUCAGAACUCGUAUGGCGUCGUUACCGCCGCUAAGGUCACUCCCGAGAGCUUCAAGGAGGUGUUCAAGAUGGCCAAGGGUGCGAUGGAUUUCGUGGACGCCUACUUCUUUGAAAUUUCGCAGCACAGGAACUGGGAGCGCGAGUCGAGCGGCCUGAACGCCCAGGUGGCGUACUGA
Molecule: messenger RNA, 2220 nt
Organism: Lasiodiplodia theobromae
Lineage: Eukaryota; Fungi; Ascomycota; Dothideomycetes; Botryosphaeriales; Botryosphaeriaceae
Product: Catalase
Exons: 2
Coding region: 1-2220 (739 amino acids)
Biological process (GO): response to oxidative stress; hydrogen peroxide catabolic process
Cellular component (GO): cytosol
Molecular function (GO): catalase activity; heme binding
Source: RefSeq, a predicted model, not a curated record